Messenger RNA from Drosophila grimshawi, 4980 nucleotides. It is a transcript of the gene Ca-Ma2d, whose product is annotated as voltage-dependent calcium channel subunit alpha-2/delta-3. Gene Ontology annotation, molecular function: voltage-gated calcium channel activity. Gene Ontology annotation, cellular component: voltage-gated calcium channel complex. Lineage: Eukaryota; Metazoa; Arthropoda; Insecta; Diptera; Drosophilidae. The transcript is spliced from 11 exons. The coding region runs from base 593 to 4261 and encodes 1222 amino acids. The record is from RefSeq and is a predicted model, not a curated record.
AGUCAAACGCAGCUCUUCAACGUUGGCGGUAGCCAAAAAUCAAGCGGAAAACUCAACGUCGCUCACACACAAACACAACACUCACUCACUCAUACACAAACACACACACAUAGUCACACAUACACACACACACACUAACAGAGACACACACGUACACAGUGACAGUGUGCCAUAUGUGUAAUCAAAACGAACGGGCCGCACUAAGAACAAAAGUUUAUAUAUAGAAAAUUGUACGCACAGCUGAGGGAAAAUAAAUUCGGUGUGCAGCUGAAAAUAAAUUAACGAGAACUACGAAGAUUUUUCAGUUCAGUUGUAUCUUAUUAUUUUUACAUAUUUUGUAUGCAAUAAAUGGUAUAUUACGCAUACGCCGCGUGUGGUGAAAAAUAACUGGCGAGAAAGUCUGCGUCUGGCGCCAGCGUCAGCGCCGCUGCUGACGUCGCGACUCCACCCAAAAUUGUAUACCAAAUUUGGUAGCAAACAGUAGUUGCCCUUGCUUAAAUAUUGCAUUGGUGCAUUGGUUAAUGUGAAAACUGUACGUGUGUGUGUGUGUGUGUGCAACAGCAGCAAACAAAAAUUUAAAAAUGCUAGCAAAAUGUUUGGUUCAUGCGAAAAGUUGAUGACACAUUUUGCUGUAGUUUUGACCGCAUUUCUUGUCUCCCAGCCGCUGUUGUUGUUGCUGAUCUGCGGUCCGCCAGCGACACCGCAUGGCGACCCCGCAUCAUCAUUAUCCACAUUUCUGGUGGACGCCUCCGCCGCGGAUGAAGCUGUUGGCAAAUGGGCGACACAGUUUGGCGACGAGCUGUUUCUGAUGGCCCAAAAGAUAACCAAAUCGCAACAGAUCAAAGCGAAAUACAAGGAGUACAAUGCCCGCGUCGAGCUCAAAAAUGGCACCGAACUGAUCAAGUCGAUAACGGCCAAUGUUGGCAAAAUGCUGGCGCGCAAAAUGGACGCAGUGCGCUGCAUUCAGGAACGGGCGGAGAGUGUCAACGAGAACUUUGAAUUCAAUCUAACGUCCGCAAAGGCCAACUUCACCUAUUACUCCAGUAAAUAUUCCAAAUUCAAUGGGAACAGCUCGGAGGAGCUGGAGCCGGGUGAGAAGGAGUACGCGUUCAUGUAUCGCGAUAUGACUCUGAAUCCGGAUACACAUUUCUACAAUAUAUCCGUAGACACGGAGCACAGUUCGGUGCAUGUGCCGUCCAAUGUGUGGGAUCGUGCGCCGCAUGUGCUCAAAACGAUUCAAUGGUCGGAACAGCUGGAUGAGGUCUUCCGCCAAAACUAUCAGUCCGAUCCGGCUCUGUCGUGGCAAUACUUUGGCUCCGACACGGGCAUCCUGCGUCACUAUCCCGCCUCGCUGUGGUCGGACUCGCGUGCCAAUAAACUGGAUGCGGACACAUACGAUUGUCGCAAGCGUUCGUGGUACAUUGAGACGGCGACAUGCUCCAAGGAUAUUGUAAUACUGCUGGAUCAUUCCGGCUCGAUGACGGGACAUCGAAAUCAUGUGGCCAAGUUCACCAUACGCAGCAUUCUGGACACCUUCUCCAACAAUGAUUUCUUUACGAUCUUUCGCUAUUCGAGUGAGGUGGAAGGCAUUAUUCCUUGCUUUAAGAAUGCCCUCGUACAGGCCACGCCGGAGAAUAUCGAUGUGUUUAAUACGGCAAUUGCCGAGCUACCUGAUCCGGAGGGCUAUGCGAACCUAACGCUCGCCUACGAGCAGGCCUUCCAAAUCCUGCGCACCUACUACGUGUCUCGACGCUGCAACGAAACAUCCACCUGCAAUCAGGCCAUUAUGCUGGUCACCGACGGCGUUGCCGGCAACACCACCGACAUUUUCGAGAAAUACAACUAUGGCAACGGCGAGAAUGGCACUUCACGGAUGAAUGUGCGCAUCUUUACCUAUCUACUUGGCAAGGAGGUGACGAAGGUGCGCGAGAUUCAAUGGAUGGCAUGCCUGAAUCGGGGCUACUACUCCCACGUCCAAACAUUGGACGAGGUGCAUGAGGAGGUGCUCAAGUAUGUGGACGUCAUUGCCACGCCUCUGGUGCUGCAGAAUGACAAGCAUCCGCCCACCUGGACGCACGCCUUUACAGACAAAACGUAUGAUCCCAUGAACAGCACGGAACGACGACCCCGACUUAUGAUAGCCGUGGGCGUGCCCGCCUUUGAUCGGUCCUAUCGCCAUGAGAACAGCACCAGACGGAGAGCUCGGCUGCUGGGUGUGGCUGGCACGGAUGUGCCUGUGGAGGACAUUGAUAAGCUAACGCUGCCCUAUAAGCUGGGCGUCAAUGGCUAUUCCUUUGUGGUGUCCAACAAUGGCUAUGUACUGCUCCAUCCGGAUCUGCGACCCAUUGGCUCUAAUGGCAAAAUGAAUCCCAAUUACAAUAGCAUCGAUUUCACCGAAGUGGAGCAUCUGGCUGAGGAUCAGAGUCCACGUCAACCCGGUGACUCCAUAUUGAAUAUACGCGGCGCCAUGGUGCAUCACGAGUCCAAGGAGUUUAAGAAUAUUCCGGUUAAGUUCCACUACGACAAAAUGCGUCGCGUCUCCGAGGAGAAACAGGAUUACUUCUUUGCACCGCUACCGAAUACGCCAUUUACAUUGGGCAUUGUUAUGCCCAGCGAAUAUGGCAAGACCUGGAUCAAAGUGGGCGAUGAGGUGGACAAAAACAAACACAUGAAGGUUAACAUAUCCGAGUUUUUCAUUGGCGAGAACUGGAAAGUGCAUCCCGAUUGGGUCUAUUGCAAGUAUCAUUAUCUGGAGGGACACGAAUUCAAAACGCCCGAAGCAGAGCUACGUGAGUUUCUCGAUAAGAUGAUGAAAAUGGACUGGAAAUGGCCAGAACAAUAUGCCGAGGACGAGUCCGAUUGGGAUGACAAAGAUGAUUUGAAUUGCGGCCGCAAAACGCUCGGAGAUGAUGCCUACUACUGCAACAAGGAGCUGGUGCACUUGCUCAUCUUCGACGCCAAGGUGACAAACUCUAGCUACGGCGAAUGGAAGUUCGAGAAUGAACAGGAGCGUCAGCUGAUCGAACGCUUUGGUGCCACGCUGCGCUAUGUGGCCACAAUGAGUGGCCUCACACGCUGGCAGUUCAUCUACGGCGAGGUGGAGGUCGAUACGGAUCAGGAGUUUGGAGAUUAUCAUACGACAGCCAUCGAUGAGACAUGGUACAAGAGUGCCAUACUGCAGCAUCAUCAGGGUAACACCGAGAGCUUUGUCUAUUCGGUGAAGCACUACAAUGAUCCGUUGGAGGAUAGCGAUCUCAAGGUCACCGCGUCACAUGCCAUAUUUCCGCGCGACGGCGGCAAGGAGGCGCCCGCCUGCGUCGUCGGCUUCCAAUUCUCCCAUGCACGCAUGUGGGAGCGUUUCUUCAACAUCACCGCCGAGGAUAAUUGCAACAAUUGUCUGCCCAUUUGCACGGAUGAUGACGUUGAUUGUGUGGUCAUUGAUAACAAUGCGUACAUUGUUGUUGGUCAGAACAUCAACACGACGGGCAAAUUCUUUGGCGAAUUCCAUGGCGAUGUUAUGGCCGCCAUGGUGCAGAAGGGCAUCUUUCAGAGCAUCGAGGUCUACGACUAUCAGGAACUGUGCAAAGUGGAAGCCACAACGCCCAGCGAUGGACACAGCUUACUUCAUCCGCUGAAAGUGCUGGGCCUGGUCUGGAAGUGGCUGAUAGCGCAACUCUUCUUGCACUACCAGAGGGUUCAAUGGUGGGUGGAUGGUGCGCCCUUUAUGGAAUAUUUGGACAAUAUCGAGGAUGAGUAUGUAGCUGUGGGCGAUAGGAAUUCACCAUCGGCAGCCAAGCCUAAGGAAGAUGGCGAUGAUGGUGAGGCCAUAUUUCAGGACCCGGAACCUGAGCCCGUCUACAAAGCAUGCGAUAUGCACUCAACGCUAUAUGCGCUGCAACCCGAAGCGCUGAUUGGCAUCACUGACUAUGUGGAGGUGCCAUCGACGCGUCCGUUUCUGGUGAAAAAGAUACCCAAUACGAAUCUGGUGCUGGUGGUUGUCAAUGUGCUGAUGCCAUCGCGCAGUGUACGCCUCACCACCGAACCUCAGCCCAUAACUGACUACGAAGAGGAAUUUCCCUGCUACAAGCUCAACAUGAGCUUCUACGAGCGGAGACGCAUCGAGGAGUGCUACACGGAACACGAGGAUGAGGAACUGUUCACCUAUUGCGGCAAUGCCUCGCGGCUGGGUUUGACGCUUCAGCUGCUGCCGCUGACCAUUAUUUUGAUGUUUUACUUGACGCGCUGCUUUAUGCGAGUCUAGUUUAUACAAUCUAUAUAUAUAUAUAUACAUACAUAUACCUAUGUACUAUUGCGAUCUAUUUGUUUUUAGAUUGAAAUCUAUUAUGUAGUACAAUUCUAGUCGAAUGUUUAACAAGAACAACAACAAGAAAAUGAGAAACCAACCAAAACAAAAAGGCACAAUCUAAAAAAACACCUUAAGCAUGUUUAGCAACAACAAUUUCAACUUUUAGACUUACAAAAUACGCCAAAUGUUAGGAGAAAUCGUUUUAUCCUACAAAAUACUAAACAGAUUAGUGGUUAAGCAGUCAAAAGAGUCCCAAUGAGUAUAUUUAGUAUUCCUAUUAUUUCCCCCAUUAUUUUGCUCUUUUGACUUUAUACCAAAAUGUUGUAAGAAAUAUUAAGUUUUUAAUAUAUAUGCAUAUUAUUUGAUAUGCAUAGACUUAGUUAAAUAUCCCACGUUUCGGUAAUGAUUCUUACAGCUUAAAAAUGGUAAACCAAAUGCCAAAUAUUGACGAGAAACGAAUGAAACCAAAAAUAAUUCAACUGACAAUUAUUUUUGUAAUUUUAUAAAAUUUGUUGAUUUUUAAAUGAAUAAAUGUAAACGUAUGACACACAGAGAAACAACACUAUAUAAAUAUUUUGACCCUUUGCCCAAUCGAAUAAUAUAUGAAAGUCCCUCUAAAUUCAUUAGCUUUUCGUAUACAAUCAAAAUAAUUUUAAAUGAUUAAAAUCAAGCGA